AUGACCACCGCAGCCGAUAGCGAUCCCGAGAAACUCUGGCUCGAGACCCCACUGGUCUAUUCGUCGCACAUCUCUGCUCGCCUCGGCUGCAAUGUGUAUCUGAAGCUCGAGUACCUCCAGCCCGCACAGUCCUUCAAAUCGCGCGGGAUUUCUUACUUCGUUCUGCAUGCACGUCGCAGACAUGGACCUGGCGUCCAUGUCAUUAUUGCAUCCGGAGGAAAUGCCGGACUCGCCGCUGCAUGCGCAGCCAAGGCCCUUGGCCUUCGGUGCACCGUUUUCCUCCCUGAAGGCGUCAGUGCAUCCACCGUAGAAUUCUUGAAGCGGGAAGGCGCGGAGGUCGUGACCGCAGGAAAAAUAUACCUCGACGCCCUGCGAGCAGCGGAGAAGGCUGUCGAAACUCAAUCAAACGCUGUCAUGAUCCCUGCGUACGAUGAGCCCCUCCUCUGGGAAGGUCAUAGCUCGAUGAUAGCAGAGCUCGCCCGACAGCUGCCCAAGGACAUCAAGCCAGACGCAAUCUUCUGCAGCGUCGGCGGCGCCGGCCUCUGCGCUGGCGUCAUGCUGGGAUGCAAGUCGGUCGGAUGGGACGACGUGUCUGUCGUUGCGCUGGAGACCACAGGCUCAAACUGCUUCUACCAGUCGCUCGCGCUCAACCCUGGCGCGUUCCCCACGACAGCCGAGCCUGCAGAAGACGUCCGCCCUGCACAUUGUCCCGAACAUGACGUGACCGUCGCACACCUACCCGCUCUCACUUCGCGCGCCACGUCACUGGGCGCGAGCUCGCCCGCCGCGGGGUCGGUCCGCAUGGCGCUCGAUAGGAAGGGCGGCAUCAAGAGCGUCUGCGUGGAUGACGAGCUAGCGAUGAAGGCUGGGUUGCUCUUCGCCGACGAACACAAGAUACUUGCCGAGUUGUCCUGCUCGACUACGCUCGUACCGGCAUACUCACCCGAACUGUUUACAAAACUCGUACCACCAUCUGCUUCGGGAGCACCGCGGACGGUCGUCUUCGUUGUGUGUGGAGGCUUCAAAAUCUCGCUCGCGGAGUUCGAGGAGUAUAGGGGCAUUGUGGAGAGAAAAGUGGAGGGACGGACACACUGGGACGUGUUGUGCAACGGUGAGAGCUGGGAGAUUCCCAUCUAG
Rhodofomes roseus is the source of this 1137-nucleotide messenger RNA. Its product is annotated as tryptophan synthase beta subunit-like PLP-dependent enzyme. Bases 1 to 1137 code for a protein of 378 amino acids. The record is from RefSeq and is a predicted model, not a curated record. Gene Ontology annotation, biological process: L-threonine catabolic process; L-serine catabolic process. NCBI's taxonomy places the organism in Eukaryota, Fungi, Basidiomycota, Agaricomycetes, Polyporales, Fomitopsidaceae. The transcript has 5 exons. Gene Ontology annotation, molecular function: L-serine ammonia-lyase activity; threonine deaminase activity.